CUGGACUUGGACACAACCACUUCCAAUCAGUCAGUGUUGGUGGAUCUGUGUGGAAUGACGUUUGCAUGACAGAAGAAAAGAUAAAAAGGAUACAAGGACUGAGGACACAUUGGAAGUAUUUUGGAAAACUGGAAUGGAGACACUUCCUUCACAUCACACGGUCAACAGCCGGAUGUUAGUACUGAUGGAAAUGACAAAGAAGACAACAGGAAAUAAGCAGUGAUGCCGUUGGUCAACAUGGCUGCAGUGCGGCUCCGGAGGGCGGCGGGGGAAGAGGAGAGGGAGCCGCGGCCGCCUCCGCCCCCGUCUCACCACUCCAACCACCAGUUCGCCAGCAUGAAGAACAAGUUCUUCAACGAGCUCACACACCUGCCAAAUCAUAAACUCAAGAUGCCCAUGUGGGCCGUGGGGGCCAUCGUGGUUGUGGUCCUUACCCUCGUCGCCUGCCUUGGAUUCUGCAUCUACAAGAAGUGUUUCAAUAAGGGCAAGAAGCAAAAGAAGGCUCGAGAGAGGAAAGGGGGAGGCGGGCGGGGGCGCAGAAAGAAGGAUAACGAGGGAGAAGAAGGAGACGAGAAAAAGGAUGGAGAGGAAGAGAAGGAAGAGGAAAAGGAGUUUUUCGGCAAACUGGAGUACUCGUUGGAUUAUAACUUUACCGAUAAUCAGUUGAUUGUGGGCAUCCUUCAGGCUCAGGACCUCCCAGCGAUGGACAUUGGUGGAACCUCUGACCCUUACGUUAAAGUGUACAUGCUGCCRGACAAGAAGAAGAAGUUCGAGACCAAAAUUCAACGCAAGAACCUCUGCCCUGUGUUUAACGAGACUUUCACUUUUAAGAUCCCUUACAGUGAGCUGGGUGGUCAGACUCUGGUGCUGCAAGUUUUUGAUUUUGACCGUUUUGGAAAACAUGAUGUCAUCGGCGAAAUCAAGAUCCCAAUGAACAGCAUAGACCUCGGACAACCAAUACAUGAAUGGAAAGAUUUAGUUGGUGGAGAAAAAGAAGAGCAAGAGAAACUGGGUGAUAUCUGCAUUUCCCUUCGCUAUGUCCCCACGGCCGGUAAGCUGACGGUCAACGUGAUGGAAGCAAAGAACCUGAAGAAAAUGGACGUCGGAGGACUGUCAGAUCCGUUUGUCAAGGUGGUUCUGCAACACAAUGGCAAGCGACUCAAGAAAAAGAAGACAUCUGUGAAGCAAAACACUUUAAAUCCUUACUUCAAYGAGAGCUUCAGCUUUGAGAUUCCGUUCUCCCAAAUUCAGAAAAUCCAGGUGCUGAUCACCGUGUACGACUAUGACAAACUGGGCAGCAACGAUCCCAUCGGGAAGUGCUGGAUUGGCUACGGCGCCUCCGGCGUCGGGCUGCGCCACUGGUCAGACAUGCUGGCCAAUCCCAGGCGACCCGUGGCCCAGUGGCACACGCUGCUGCCAGAGGAGGAGGUGGAUGCGGCCCUGAAGGCCCCCAUCCGCUAGCGUGGCCCCUGAAACCUGGGUUACUUACAGUGUUACUUUCCAGGAACUACUGACUUAUUUGUAAUAUUUUACUUUAAAUUAAGUUAUUGUGUGUGUGUGUGUGUGUGUGUGGAUGUGUGUGUGUGUGUGUGU
This is a messenger RNA of Poecilia reticulata (guppy), 1593 nucleotides long. It is a transcript of the gene syt5a, whose product is annotated as synaptotagmin Va. NCBI's taxonomy places the organism in Eukaryota, Metazoa, Chordata, Actinopteri, Cyprinodontiformes, Poeciliidae. Gene Ontology annotation, molecular function: SNARE binding; clathrin binding; calcium ion binding. Gene Ontology annotation, biological process: synaptic vesicle endocytosis; calcium ion-regulated exocytosis of neurotransmitter. Gene Ontology annotation, cellular component: plasma membrane; axon; dense core granule. The record is from RefSeq and is a predicted model, not a curated record.